This is a messenger RNA of Phragmites australis (common reed), 1359 nucleotides long. RefSeq lists its product as uncharacterized. The record is from RefSeq and is a predicted model, not a curated record. Bases 184 to 1071 code for a protein of 295 amino acids. NCBI's taxonomy places the organism in Eukaryota, Viridiplantae, Streptophyta, Magnoliopsida, Poales, Poaceae. The transcript is spliced from 4 exons.
CCACUUUCGAAGCUGGGCUCGCCACUGCCAGCCCACGUGAACCCGCUCGCGAGUCGCGACUCGGCUCCCCCACGCCCGCACCGCACGGCCGCACCCCGCAUCUCCCCGUCCUCCAACCACGCCCGCCGUCCGCGACGCCUCCGCCACCGUUGGCACCCGCGCUGGCACGCGCGCGACUCGAAGAUGCAGGAUAGAAUGAGGCGACAGGGACAAUACGGUGAAGCGGACAUCAAUUCCAUGGUUGCUUCCCAGUUGCAUCACUACCAGGCACAGCAAAGGGUACAACAACAGCCUGACAAUAGCUACACUGGAAGAGAUCCUGUGCAAGCUUCUGGGGAGCAUCAGUACGCUGCUCUGAAGGUGAGACAGAGUCAGUGGGAUCGAGGUGAACCAAACAUCCAAAGCCAGGUUCCAUCAUAUGCGUAUAAGGAAGGCCAACGAGCUAAGGGUGCACCAUCCUUUUAUGAUGGGCAGAGAUCUGAUCUAAAGGUUGGUCUAGAAAAGCAGCCAAGCAAGGAAUCGAGAGAUCAGUCUCGUGCUGAUAGGACUGAAACAAGAUAUGAGGAUUAUAAUCUUCCUCAGACAUUUGAAGGUCUUGAGCAAAGUUUUCAUGAAGACAUUAUGAUACUAUCCAAGGAACUACAGGAUGCAGAGGGUUCUGAAAAUUCUAGGCACAGGGAGAGAUUGAACGAGAUAAAUACACAGUACCAAGAGAAACUAUUAGCACUUCGAGCUCGCCAAGCAACCUAUAGAGAAGAAUUCCUGCAUAAGGAAUCUCUGGCACGCCAGCAGCAAUACCAGCAGGCCAGCAUGAGUCAUUAUGCCAAUAAUGCCGUGCCUGGGGAGCAGCAUGGUUAUCAUCCAACAGCAGCAGUCACACCUCCUCCUCCUGUUGCUGCUGGAGGUGCUUAUGGAGAUACUCAUAGGGGUUAUGCUUCUGGACAGUACGAAUCCAUGGGUGAGCAUCCAGAUUACCCAGAGUUCCAUGGUGGGGGCAGAGGUCGUGGUUUUGAGCACCCUGUUCAAUACCCUGGUGGUCGUGCUUAUAAUUCUGGUGGCCGGCGAUUCUAGAGUUGCUGUCGAACGAUCAGUUGAUUUGGCCUCAACACCUGAUCUCAGUUUGGUGUGCUGUACUCGACACAGGUUGGUUGCAAUCUUCUUGAAACCUAAACGCUUGUAAAACCUGUUCUACGAUUCAAUGCCCCUGGUAUGCAAGCAUUGAACUACCUUUUCCAUUGAGGCUUGCCUACUGCCACUAGUGGCCGCAACUUUGCAAGAGUUUCUUCUGGUUGUAAUUUGUAGAGGAAGGAGAGAAUAGUGUACCUUAUUGUUUAUCUGCUAUCCAUUCAUGUUCAAUGA